Molecule: messenger RNA, 1359 nt
Organism: Ostertagia ostertagi
Lineage: Eukaryota; Metazoa; Nematoda; Chromadorea; Rhabditida; Trichostrongylidae
Source: the annotation of a GenBank genome assembly
AUGGCCAAUGUUCUGUUGCAAGACUGCCGUGCACUUCGAGCUUGUUUUCUCUACGAAUUUCUUCAAGGCCACAAAGCAGCAGUAGCUCACCGCAACUUAUGCCGAGUGCUUGGCGAGGGCUCACUCCAUUCUGGUUCCGCCGCUUCAAGAGAGGCGACUAUAAUCUCGAAAACAAGAAGUCCACACCAGGUCGCCGUCGCUUAUACGAUGAAGACGACGGACGACGAUGAUGGUGAAGAUGUCGACGAGAAGUUGAUAAAGGAGUCCCCAUCCAGUAUACGUGAACUCUCCUUGAAACUCGGGCUCGCUAACGCCAAGGUACACCAGCAUCUUCUUGAAACUGGAACGGUCGCAGGGAAUGAUCAAGAACUUCCGAACGAAUUGUCCGAUUUACAGAAGUUUACCAGCUGUGACCCUGCAGAAGAGGUAGAAGCUGCGCCAAGUGUACCAGCGAGCGACAGCGGAUGUGCCAUACACCUGGUGAAGGAGGAGGCGAUGGAAGAGGAAAUUGCACCAUCGGAUAUCAGUGACUGUGCAAGAAAUCCGGCGCUUUUUCAAGCUUUGACAUCUGACAGCACACAGCCAACGACGUCCAAACCAGUUUCUGAAUCAGCGCAAGAUCUCAAUCGACCUCAAUCAGCUGAGGAAGGAAUUCCUGGUCAACGUCGCCAAUACCACAUAAACCUGACGGGAGAGCUCUUCCGUGGGGAAGUCGAAGCCAGUAAAAGAGGUGUUCAUCCAGUGGUCAAGUACACAAUUCCGGAUCUCAAUCGACCUCAAUCAGCUGAGGAAGGAAUUCCUGGUCAACGUCGCCAAUACCACAUAAACCUGACGGGAGAGCUCUUCCGUGGGGAAGUCGAAGCCAGUAAAAGAGGUGUUCAUCCAGUGGUCAAGUACACAAUUCCGGGUGGAGAAUUGUGUUAUGCUUUCGAACAGGUGCGCACCACCAAGCGAGGGCUAGUGAUAAUACGGUGCACGGGAUGCAGGAAGAAGAACUUCAUUAACAGCAUAGCGGUACAGAAUGGGUGUGAGUUUAUCGGAGAUCCCGCUCUUCUACCACAUGUGUGCGUGCCCUUGAAAAACGCGAAGGACAAAGUGACACGAAUGGUGUACCAGUCGUGCCAAGCCAUUGCGACAGAACCACAACUUGCCGAGACGAAGCCCAACCAACUGUGGCAGAGCAUAGCUCAAUUCAUCGAUGAUAAUGCUCCCGAUGACGAAAAGCAACGCAAAAUGAUGCUGAAACACUUCUACAGAGAAGGAUAUAAGUCUAGACGAACAACGAUUGCAAGGGCAGCAGCAAAGCUCCAUCGAGCCAAGAUGGCGAAGGGAACGGGCAAAGAAGAAGAUGGAACAUGA